Beta vulgaris subsp. vulgaris (sugar beet) is the source of this 2957-nucleotide messenger RNA. RefSeq names its product heat stress transcription factor A-2c. Bases 724 to 1815 code for a protein of 363 amino acids. Gene Ontology annotation, cellular component: nucleus. The record is from RefSeq and is a predicted model, not a curated record. The transcript is spliced from 5 exons. NCBI's taxonomy places the organism in Eukaryota, Viridiplantae, Streptophyta, Magnoliopsida, Caryophyllales, Amaranthaceae. Gene Ontology annotation, biological process: regulation of transcription by RNA polymerase II. Gene Ontology annotation, molecular function: DNA-binding transcription factor activity; RNA polymerase II cis-regulatory region sequence-specific DNA binding.
AUAUUUUCAUCCUCUUUCUCUCAACAUAUUCCAGAACUUUCCAAAGCUCUUCUUCCAAUAUCUUUCUCAAAUAUAAAAACUAUAUACAAUCACCAACUACACAAAUCCACAAAUAUAAAAUUACAAAUUGUAUGCUUCUUUCAUCCUUCUAAACUCUAGAACAUUCUACUCAAAAAAUUAUUUAAUUUUAUCAUAUGAUUCUAUUUAAAGGUCCAAAUGUCACUCCCAAAAGCCUCCUCAUCCCCUAAUAGUCACUAUAUCCUAUCCCAACAAAUCACAUAACUGCCAAAACCUACCUUCACUAAUAGAAGCAAAGGAAAACAGAGCAUGUCACACUGUUUUCCAAAAUUUUUACACAUACUUCAACUUUUGCAUAUCUUUUUGGUAACAUUUUCAUAAAAUCUUCCUCAAAUCUUCUAUAUUUAUGCAAAUCAAAGUUUCCAACUUUUUUCAAUUUUCUCUCCUCUCAUCAUCUUCUACUUUAUUCUUCUCAUCAAUUCUCCCUGAUCUUCCUCUGUUUUCACUCAAAUUUCUCAAAUUCAAUCAAAAUCUCAUCUGGGUUUUACCAAAAUUCAACUCAAAAUUGUUAAAGUACACAACUUUCAUCAAAAAUCUCACUUGGGUUUUCUUCAAUUAGUCACAUUCCUUCAUUUUUUUUGACUAAUCACCAAAAAUAAAAUCAACCCACUAAAAUUCAAGCAUUGAAUCACAAAAUAUCUCAACAUGAACCCUUUUUAUCAUGUUAAAGAAGAAUACCCAGAUUCAAACUCGUCGUUUUCCGGCGAGAUUCCGGCGAGUUUUCCGGCGCCUCAGCCUAGGGAAGGAUUACAUGAAGUGGGUCCACCUCCAUUUUUGACAAAAACAUAUGAAAUAGUGGAUGAUCCAUGUACUGAUAAUAUAGUUUCUUGGAGUAGAGGAGGUCAAAGUUUUGUUGUUUGGGAUCCUCAUGCUUUUGCUUCAAAUUUACUCCCAAGAAAUUUCAAGCACAAUAAUUUCUCUAGCUUUGUGAGACAGCUCAAUACUUAUGGUUUUAGAAAGAUUGAUCCUGAUAAAUGGGAAUUUGCUAAUGAAGAAUUUUUGAAGGGACAAAAGCAACUUCUAAAGAACAUAAGGAGAAGAAAAAACUCAUCUAAUAAUCCUUAUUUUCCUCAACAAGGUGGCAAUGAUCCUUGUGUCGAACUAGGAAGAUUCGGGCUUGAUGAAGAAGUCGAUCGAUUAGUACGCGAUAAACAAGUACUAAUGAUGGAAUUAGUGAAAUUAAGACAACAACAACAGAACACAAGAGCAUAUAUACAAGCAAUGGAACAAAGGUUACAAACCACAGAGAUUAAGCAACAACAAAUGAUGAAUUUCUUAGCAAGAGCAAUGCAAAAUCCUGUUUUCCUUCAACAAUUAGUCCAACAAAAAGAGAAAAGGAAAGAACUCGAAGAAGCAUUAAGCAAGAAACGAAGGAGGCCUAUUGAUCAAGGACACAUCAAGUGUGACUUACAAAGUGGGGAGUCAAGUAGUACUUUAGGAAUGGGAUAUGUUAAGGUUGAGCCUUUAGAAUUAAGGGGUUCUACUUAUGGGUAUGAUCAUCAUAACCAUGGUGGUGUUUCUGAGCUCGAAGCCCUUGCCCUUGAAAUGCAAGGAUACGGUAGGGUAGAGACCGAGUUAGAGGAGGGAAAACGCGAUGAUGGAGAUGAUAAAGAACUUGAUGAGGCAUUUUGGGACGAGUUAUUAAACGAGAGGUUUAAGGCCUCGGGUGAACAUGAAGAUGUUGAUGUGCUAGCUGAUAGAUUGAGAUUGGGUUACUUAGGUUCAAGCCCUAAGUAGAAGGUUUAUAAGAAUUGAUCACUUCAAUUCUAUGGUAGGAAUUUGAUAAGUUUUAUAUAAAUGCCAUAAUAAUAUGCAUGUGUAUCAUGUCCUUCAAGUGUUUAAUGUGUUUGUUACAUUUACAGGAUAGGGAAGAACAAGCUAAGCCAGCUUACUUGAUUAGAGGGAGAUCUAAUCUGUUUAUAAGCCUUUCUAACUCCCUUUGUUAUCUGUUGAAAGACUUUUGUGUUUACAUAUUGUAGGAAUGCAGGAAUUUUUCAGAAUGUAGAAGCUAAAAUUGAAGUUUAUUUGGACAAAUUUUUGUUAAGAUUGGUUGAUCAAGUUCGAAUCGAAAAGACUUUGCUGCCUACAAAUCAACAAGAUUGAUAACAUGGUAGUGAGUCAAUUGCUCAAUCAUUGAAGCAAGUUGCUCAAUCAUUGGAGCAAGAUAAUUGAUACCUGCUUGAGAACAACACAUGCUCCACGAAGCUUGCUUGACUUUGAAAAGAUAAUAUGGCUUGAAAUUGGAAAAAAGAAAAGGAACAGUAAGUGGGAAGAUCUUUAGGAAACGGAUGGAGUAUUAUAUUAGACUUAAUCAAAUCUGAUUAUACAUGGUAUGAACUUAUCAGACUUGAAACUUGUUUUUAAGAGGAAGAGAACACAUCCUUAUUCGCUCUACUUUGCGCUUUUAUUUUUCUUCUUGGAGUGGUCUAUUCAUCAUAUCACCUAUAAACUAUAGUGCAGUUUUGGUUUGUAGUGUUCAUAACUUCAUAUUGUACUUACAAGUACAAUGCUAUAAGUUAUGUUGGGCAUGCAUGGCUCAUGAGAGGGACUUGGCCUCGUGGAGUUUUGAGGAGUAGCAAGGGAAAUCCAUGUUUCAAAAGCACAUCAAUCAAGAUUUUGAACCACAAAGUUGUUAUAGUAGAUAGAUGUCUUAUUCAAGAAGGUCAUGCUCUAGCUAUAGCAGUACUGGUGUAGUCUUCCUGGGUUGUGUGCUUGUUUGUUCUUGCUGCAAAAAAAGACUUUAAACCAUGAGAUGGAAUCUGAUGAAAAUCGAACGUUGAUUUCUUUUUUUGUAUGUAGUAGAUAUCUUAUUCAUCAAAUAUCUUUGUCAAGCACUUCGAUUUAAAUUUAUAGAUAUUUUGAGUUUCAUUCGCACUUAA